GUGGAACGUUUGUCGGAACAACGAACGCUGAAUUGGCGCCCCCUAUAAAAUCCUACUACUCCCCUCCCCUGCUUUCUCUCUCAUCGCCCCUUUUCGUCUUCAAAUUUUUCAUUCUCUCACUAAAAAAACUGAGAGGUAAGAGAUUUUUAGAGAGAGAAGGAGAAAAAAAAAAAAAAAUACCAAGAGAUCAUGGGAGGCUGUGCGACCAAGCCGAAGGUGUUGAAUCCCGACGAAGCCCCAGCGCCGCCACCGGAGCCGGUGAAGGAGGAGGCUGUCGCCGUGACGGAGGCUGUUGUGGUGUCGGAGGAGGCGAACGACGAAGUAGCGAAAGAAGAAGGUGGUGUUGUUAAGAAAGACAAAGAGAUCAAUGAUGAUGAGAUAGUUGAAGAAAAUGGAAGCAAGCGUCGAUCUCUCAGUCACUUGUUCAAAGAGAAUGAAAGCAAGGACUCAACUGAAAAUGCCAAGACAACAUUGGAGCCUGUAAAACAAGAACAACCAUCAGCAACUGAGAAGGCUAUUGACGUAUCCGAAACCAAACCAAUUGAAGCUGAAAAGGCCGAAUCUGUGGUGAAGGAGCCCACAACACCUGUUUUUGUCGAUGCUCCUUCAAAGGCCGAUAUAGAGGAGGAAGCAAUAGAAGCUGUAACAACGGCAGAGCCAUCUUCCCAGAAAGCAAUAGAAGUUGCACCAACUACCGAAAUAGCACCAACGAUAGAGCCCUCUGCCGAGAAAGCAAUUGAUGCUACACAGACCCUAAAACCAGAAAUGUUACCUAGAGAAACAGUGAUAGAAGAAGAGAAACUAGCUACAGAGACCCAAAAACCUGAAAUGAAGAAUAUAGAAGAAGAGAUUUCAGCUACAGAGACUCAAAAACAUGAAGUGUUGCCCGUGGAAAAGAAAACAGAAGAAGAGAAAGUCACUACAGAGAUCCAAACACCUGAAAUAUUGGCCGAGGAAAAGAAAACAGAGGAAGAGAAACCUGACACCCUUGAGGAGAAGGGAAAGGAAGAGAAGUGAAAAGUCUCUGAGAAUGCAAAAGUUUGAAUUAGGAGGCUUUAAUUAUGAUGAUGGCUAGCUAGAAAAACCACAAUUGCCUGUUUCAGUGAAAGCUGUUAGAAGAAGAGGAUGAUGAAUUUCACAACUGGUUCCUGGGAGUUACUAUGAGUGAACAUGUUCUAUUUGUUUAUUAUUCAAUUUCAUUUUCAUGUCUAUUAUGAUGCCAAUCAUUUUUUUUAUUUUUAUUUUUAUUUUUUUAUUUUUGGUGCAGUUGUGGACAUAUUGCAUCAUAUAAUGCCUUUGUCUGUUUGACA
This is a messenger RNA of Cornus florida, 1310 nucleotides long. RefSeq lists its product as uncharacterized. The transcript has 2 exons. NCBI's taxonomy places the organism in Eukaryota, Viridiplantae, Streptophyta, Magnoliopsida, Cornales, Cornaceae. The record is from RefSeq and is a predicted model, not a curated record. Bases 190 to 1017 code for a protein of 275 amino acids.